Molecule: messenger RNA, 1761 nt
Organism: Bipolaris maydis ATCC 48331
Lineage: Eukaryota; Fungi; Ascomycota; Dothideomycetes; Pleosporales; Pleosporaceae
Biological process (GO): regulation of DNA-templated transcription
Molecular function (GO): DNA-binding transcription factor activity, RNA polymerase II-specific; zinc ion binding
Source: RefSeq, a predicted model, not a curated record
AUGGUCGGCGUCCCCAAAAGCACGGGGUGCCUCAUCUGCCGGAAAAGGAAAAUUAAGUGCGAUGAGACCUGGCCAGCUUGCGUAAACUGCCAAAAGAACGGCAAGUCAUGCCCAGGUCCCCCAGCUCGACACACCUUCAGAGACCUCGGUCCCAGGUUCAACGCAAACUCUGCAGGGUUCGCUGGCGAUGAAUCCAGUGCACCGCCAGAUCAAGGCCACAACCGCUUGACGCAAUUGAACGAGAAGUUCGCCAAAAAUGGCUCAGUGGUCCACAAGUUCAGGAUCUCGCCCAGCGGUUCGACACCUCGAAAAAGGUCACCCCGCUCAAUCUCAGGGUUCAGCCCGCCCAAGUCACCCUUCCCGAGACACCCGUCGCCAUCACAAGAUCAGCAGCUCGCGCAUGCCUUGAUCGCAGCUACGAGAACCGGGAGUGCUGGACAUCGAAUGUCCGUCUUUGGAUCCUUCAUCCAAGAAGUCCCGGCUAGGAUUGGACACAAUCCUGCGCUUGACGCCGCCGUUACUGUACUCGUCAAUGUCCACACAUCGUUGGUCUACAAAAAGGCAGCAAAUGAGAUCGUUUCUCCUGAACUCUAUAUCCGAGCCAUCAAGACACUACAAACAUGUCUCGAGCAUCCACAACUCGGUUUGUCAUCCGAGACACUUUGCGCAUCGAUACUCUUGGGUUUGGUUGAGGCGUUUGCAGGACCCAGGACGGGAAAUCGAUAUUUGACCCAUGUAGGAGGCGCUGGGCGAUUGAUGGAACUGCAAGGUCCCGGAAGGUAUCAUGACACCUUUACAAAGGAGAUGCUACGCUUCAAUCGAGGCGGAAUCAUUAUUACUUGCAUGUACGAACGGAAACCAUGCUUCCUUGCCUCACCCGGCUGGCGAGAGAUAGCUUUUGACAAGACGGGACUCGGAUUCGAUGAUUGCUUGAAUACCGAUUUAAUGCAAUAUAUGGCAGAGUUGCCAGGUAUCUUCAACGAGCUAAAAGAGCUAGGUGACCAGCGUGUCUUUCAACUUUCACGCACCUCGGGCCUCAAUUUUGACUCGAGUGGUCAAUCGCAAAAGUCCUCAUCCGAGACUCCCCCGUCACUUGACUUCUCCUCAGGAUCCUUUGAUGACAUGGAAUUUCUGGACGAAUUACAGCCCAUCGAUGCGUCCUAUCCGGUCGAUCCAAGCUCAUAUGCCUGUCCAUACGAUCCUGCACGUGCUGCCUUACUGCAAAAGGUACGCAACCUCAAGGACGCCCUUCGUACACUGGGCGAACACAUGGAUGCGAAACUCAGAAACGGGACCGUUGCAUCCGAGAGAGAACCCAGCGAAAGGGGCAGCCCUGUACGCACAAUAUACCACUUCAACCAUUGGCGGGACAUGACCGCAUACAACUGCUUCUGGUCCGUCGUUAUCCUGACGAACAAGAUUUUAAUGCGACUCCUGCCACCCUUCGAUCGAAGCGUAUACGAGAUGCAAUUUGAAUGCCAGUAUAUUGCUCUCGAAAUCUGCAAGACAUGGGAAGACGCCUGGGCUAGUAGGCCAAUAGGUGCGUUUCACACGGGCCUUAGUUUUGUCGUUGCAUAUGAGUUUUGCGCUCAGGAUGUCAAAGAGUGGAUCGUCAGAGGGUUGAACUCUCUCCUUGACUAUCAGCAGGUGGAUGCAUUUCGUUGGUCAGACGAAGUCAUUACUCAUAUGUCUUCUAAACUUUCUGGGGAAGGACCAGGUCUUGCUUUCUCCAAUUUUAGGACCUCAGGAGAAGCGACUUGA